Uranotaenia lowii is the source of this 1134-nucleotide messenger RNA. RefSeq lists its product as uncharacterized. The coding region runs from base 1 to 1134 and encodes 377 amino acids. NCBI's taxonomy places the organism in Eukaryota, Metazoa, Arthropoda, Insecta, Diptera, Culicidae. The record is from RefSeq and is a predicted model, not a curated record. The transcript has a single exon.
AUGGUUGACGACAAGAAGCUGAAGUCCAGGAAGCUGAAAAGGGCGAAUACCAUUGCCGGAAUCAACCGUAUGGAACAGUUCCUGCAUCAAUACGUCGAGGACCAACACCAAGGCGAAGUGCGAUACCGCUUGGAGCGUCUCGAGAAACUGUGGGAAUCGUUCGACGAAGUGCAGGCGGAUUGCGAGGAGCUUGACGAAGAGGAGGAUGCGGGCACUAAAAAUUUGGAGAUCCGAAGCAAAACCGAAUCUAUUUAUUUCCGGGUCAAAGCUGGUCUAGCUUCCAAGAUCCCGGAAUCGUUUGGGCCCACCGCAUCGACGUCCUAUGCUGCAAAUGAAACAUCCGCCCCCGCCCAUCUUGCGAACAUUAAACUCCCGACGAUCACGCUACCCGAAUUUGAUGGCGAUUUCAAUCAGUGGCUGACGUUCCACGACACGUUUGUGUCGAUGAUUCAUUCGUCGACGGAAAUUUCUUGCGUCCAGAAAUUUCACUACCUUCGCGCUGCCCUCAAGGGCGAGGCAGCUAAUUUAAUCCAGUCGAUUACCAUCACCGCCAACAACUACUCUGUUGCGUGGGAGGCAUUGGUAACGCGUUAUUCGAAUACGACUCUUCUGCGAAAAAAGCUCAUCCGAGCCCUGCUCAAGUAUCCCAAAAUCCCGAACAACUCGGUGGAUGCGCUUCAUCGAUUCGUCGACGAAUUCCAGAGGCACACGAAGAUUCUGGAGCAACUCGGAGAACCCGUGAUCUAUUUUAGCUCGAUUCUUAUGGAGCUUUUGGAGGAUAAGCUGGAUGACGCAUCGCUCACCGCCUGGGAGGAAUCCAUUGCCGGUGAUCCCCAUCCAACCUACAACAACAUGAUCGAAUUUCUGCAGAAGAGAACCCGAAUCAUGGAGACGAUCAUGAUCAAUCGGCCAACGUCCAGCCAGUCGAAACCCGUCGCUCAAAAUUUUCCUCAGCGCAAACCAGGAUCGCGCUUGAGUUCGAAUGCUGUUUCCGAAGGUUUCCCGAAAAGCUACCCGAUGUGCCCUGGAAAGGCACAGCAUCUACAACUGCCCCGUUUUCAACAGCUUGGACCCGAAAGGCCGGACGAAAAUAGUGACCGAAAAGAAACUGUGUGCCAACUGCUUCCGAAGUGA